AUGAAUAAACUGGAGGUUGACGCUUACUUUGAGCUUCUUGAAAGCAUAUUGACAGUAGACGAUGGUGUGUUGAAACCGAGUUGUAUCUUCAACAUGGACGAGACUGGUCUUCAGCUUAAUAAUCGACCAGGGCAUGUUCUAGCUGAAAAGGGUACCAAGGCUGUAUCUACAGUUACUUCGACUGAAAAGGGAGAAACGAUUACAGUUAUAGCCUGCUGCAAUGCUGAAGGUACAUUUUUACUACCUGCCUAUAUCAUGAAAGGCAAAAACAAAAAACCUGAGUUUGAGGAUGGGAUGCCACCGGGAUCAAAACUUUUCAUGUCCCCAAAAUCAGCGUACAUUACCUCAGAUUUAUUUAUUGAAUGGUUGAAAAUACAUUUUGUUCCAAGGAAACCAGCUGGAAGAGUACUUCUUUUACUAGAUGGUCAUUCAACUCACUGUAAUUCUGUGGAAAUGCUGGAAUAUGCAAAGGACAAUGACAUCACCUUACUUUCAAUGCCAAGCCACACGUCUCACUCCCUCCAACCACUAGAUCGUACGGUGUUUAAAUCACUGAAGACUCAUUUUUACGAGCAGUGUCGACUUUGGCUAAAACAAAAUCCUGGUCGUCGUAUAACACGAUUAUCAUUUGGAAGAUUGCUUAAUAAGGCGUGGGGAAAGGCAGCUUCUGCAGAAAAUGCAAUUGCGGGUUUUAAAGCUACAGGUGUCCACCCCUUCAAUCCAUCUGCAAUUCCCGACUACGCGGAACCCUAG
Messenger RNA from Parnassius apollo (apollo), 753 nucleotides. Lineage: Eukaryota; Metazoa; Arthropoda; Insecta; Lepidoptera; Papilionidae. The record is from the annotation of a GenBank genome assembly.